Petromyzon marinus (sea lamprey) is the source of this 4781-nucleotide messenger RNA. Its product is annotated as RNA-binding protein 5-like. Gene Ontology annotation, biological process: mRNA splicing, via spliceosome. Gene Ontology annotation, molecular function: RNA binding. NCBI's taxonomy places the organism in Eukaryota, Metazoa, Chordata, Hyperoartia, Petromyzontiformes, Petromyzontidae. The record is from RefSeq and is a predicted model, not a curated record. Gene Ontology annotation, cellular component: nucleus.
UUCGAGUGCCACUGUUUAAAAUGGAUGCUGCGCCGCUCUGCGUUGUUAAUAAUGCUUCACAGCGGCAAUCCAGAGGUCACCGGCAAUCCAGAGGUCACCGGUUCGAUCUCCCCGGCGCGCGGCACCCCUUUGCAACAGUGGGAUAUUUUCUUUGCUGAAUUGGCUAAACCCGUUCGCAAUUUGCGCUGCGUGAUCAUAGUACCGCGUGACAGCUAAGGUCCUAUAUAACACGAGAGUUUGGAAGUACGAAUUUGACUGGCAUGUAAAGGAAUUGAUUGUACGUAGGCGUCCACAUCAUAAGAAAAACUAUGAAACGUAGCCGGUGGAUUAAAAUAUGUUUUUGUCAAAUGUCCGAAUCAUUGUAAUGUGUCGUUUUAAGGUUCUUAAAUAUUGAGGCCGUCGUAUUUUUGGUUUGAACUUAUUAUUGCGUUCGGUACAGUAUUUAACAGGAUAAACAUCCGUUAUUGAACAGCCAUGCAACGCACAUUUUAUAAGUGGUUCGUUUGCAUGGCCUACGCGUGUGAAUAUCGUUACACGAGACGGUCACGUUUUGUUUGAAAAUGAGCAGCGAUGCGCAAAGAACAGCCGAAUGCUGCGGUUGUGCAAUUAAAUCCGCACCUGCGCAUGGAUGGCCCAAUACAAUUGUGCGCUUUGUCCGUGAAUUAUCUUGCAGCGGCAUCGGCUCGUGUUGAGCAGAGUGAAUUCACAUUGCAGCAAAUUCGUAUGGAUUGUCCGAAUCCAACACAAUCUGUGCACGUGGCAAGAGGAAAAGGCCAUUGGGCAUCAUGCCCUGGAAAUGUUAAAGCUCUCGCAGAAAAACAGUGGUUCAAAGUGCAUUAAGUCCAUCGUACUGUUUAUUUAAAUGAAGCUGAGCAGUUAAAUGUGCUCGUAAAAUUACUCAUUCAUUAACACUUUGCUGAAUGAACAAUAAUACUGUAACACUUUAUAUUUUCAUUGCAGAUUUCUUUCCACAAAUCAGAAAUUGCAACGCAAGUGUAAAGUAUGGAUCGGAAAAAGCGCAGCCGAAGUGACAGGAGUGGACGUUAUCCAUCUGAUGGUGACCGAGACAAGUGGUCUCGCGAUGAGGAAUGGAGUUCCAAAGACGAUCGACAAAGUGAUGACUCGAUCAGUCCGAAACGAGAUGAUGGUCGAGAGUCUGACCGCAAAAACUAUGACUACAAAGAUGUGGACUAUCGCAGUGGUCCAGGAUACAGGAGGGAUUCACGCAGUUCAAGGAAUGGUGGCUCAGAGGAACGUGAUGACAAUACAGAGGACUAUGGCUAUGAUGCUAAAGAUGGAAACAGAUAUCAUCCGGAUGGAGGAUACCAUGACCAGGACUACAGAGGAAGCCAUUCUGAAGAUGUGCAGCCCAGCACUGUCAUAAUCUUGCGCAACCUGCCUCUGUCUCUCACCAAGUCUGAGCUUGAAUCUGAGAUGCAGAAGGUUGGACCUCCGCUAAGGGACGUGAGGCUGAUCCAAAACAAAGUGACAGGUCAGAGCCGAGGCUUCGCCUUCGUGGAGUUUAUACACUUGCAGGACGCUACCAGAUGGAUGGAAGCCAAUCAGCACAACUUUACCAUGCAGGGCCAGCGAGUGUCUGUGGACUACAGUCACAUGAAGCCAAAGCUCGCUGAAGACUGGAUCUGCAGCACGUGCGGCUAUCAAAACUUCAGCAGAAGAGAUCAUUGUUUGAAAUGUGGCAUUCCAAGAUCAUUGCUUGGAGAUGCGCUUCUUCCUUCUCCGUCUUCGGCUGGUCGCGAUGGAACAGAUGCAACAAUGCCCCUAACAGCGCUCAUCAUUCGCAACCUGGGUGCACAGACAACAGUGGAGGCCAUCAUUCAGGCUCUCCUGCCAUACGCCAUGCUCACGCCCACAAACAUUCGCCUCAUCAAGGACCGAAUGACCAACUACAACCGUGGAUUUGCUUUUGUUGAGCUUGGCUCUGUGCUGGAAGCCAGCCAGCUGCUGCAGAUCCUCACAACUCUACAGCCUCCCUUGAGGAUAGAUAAUAAGACGGUCAACGUAGAUUAUGCCAAGGGAAAUAAAAGGGAAGUGACUACUACAUCCGUGGCAAGCCUGGCCAUUGCUGCUGCUCACUGGUCUGCCACACAGGCUCCGCAUGGCUCUGACGCAGCUUGGGCAACACCUGAGGCCCAGCAAGCAAAUUACGCCUUGUUCCUGAACGGACAGCACCCCAACUACAUGCAGUAUGGGGAGGCGUACGGAGAUUACAGCCAGUACUACCAACAGGCAGCAGCCGACCCGAACCAGAUCGUCGCAGCAGCUUUGGCGAUAAAAAAUGCUUCUGCAGCCAACGUGCUUGGCACUGUCGCAGCGGGGAUUGCAGCUCAACAAUCCGCAGCAGCACAGGCAAGUGGUGCGCGCGUGGCUGCAAGCACGGCGCAGGAAUCGACCUCCAGUGUGGCAGCGGCGGCAUCCAUGGCGCAAGCGAGCACCACCCAUGCCACUCCCGCCGUUCCCGCUCCCACUGGAACGCAGCCUUACCAGAAAUACCCUGUCCCUGAUGUGUCAACAUAUCAGUAUGACGAGUCUUCUGGCUACUACUAUGAUCCUCAGAUCGGCUUGUACUACGAUUCCAGCUCCCAGUAUUACUACAACUCGCAGACGCAAGAGUAUCUGUACUGGGAUUCGGAACGGCAGACCUACCUGCCAGCUUCGCAGCAGCAGCAGCAGCAACAGCAGCAGCAACAACAGCUACAACUUCAACAAAGCACGGAGGAAGGGAAAGACAAAAAAGACAAGCCAAAAACUAAAACUGCACAGCAGAUCGCCAAGGACAUGGAAAAAUGGGCCAAAAGCCUCAACAAGCAAAAGGAGUUCUUCAAGAACAGCUUCCAGCCGGUUGGGGCGGGCGGCAGAGAUGACGAGAGGGAGUCUGCCUCUGCGGACGCGGGCUACGCGAUGCUGGAGAAGCGGGCCACACAGAAUGACAGGCAGCUUGCUGUUUUGAAUCAGCUUCAAAAAAUUAUCGAGAAAAGAAACGAUGAAGACACAGAACCGGCGGAUUCGGAUGCAACGCUCGUGGCUUCUUACGGCGGUGGCAGCGACAGCGAGGAGGACAACUCGGCAGAGGCGCGCGAGGAGAAGCUGACGGACUGGGUGAAGCUGGCCUGCCUGCUAUGCCGCCGCAUGUUCCCCAGCAAGGAGGCCCUCCUGCGCCACCAGCAGCUCUCGGACCUGCACAAGCAAAACUUGGAACAACACAGGCGAUCCAAAAUGACUGCUGCUGAAAUAGAAGAGAUGGAAAAGAAGGAACGCGAGGCAAAAUACCGGGACCGUGCAGCUGAGAGGAGAGAAAAGUACGGGAUUCCCGAGCCCCCUGAGCCAAAGAAGAAGAAAGUGGUCCCAGAGCCCACGAUUGACUACGAACAACCAACCAAAGCUGGCAUCGGUGGUGACAAUAUUGGCAGCAAGAUGCUGCAGGCCAUGGGCUGGACGGAGGGCAGCGGCCUGGGCAAGAAGCAUCAAGGCAUCACGCUUCCCGUCGAGGCCAAGAAAAGAACACAGGGCGCUGGACUCGGGGCGAGGGGCGCCACCUACGGCGCCUCGGCAGCAGACACUUACAAGGAUCAAGUGCGCAGGGCCAUGAUGGCGCGCUUCAACGAGAUGGAGUAGUCGAGGUUACGGGGCGCCUGGAGCCGCUGCCGAGGGCCCGAAUGUUUGCUCCGUUUAUACUGCGCGGCAUUCAUCGCCAGGGAGCUUUCGCGACGGGAUGCUAGAGAUCAAUAAGAAUGGAAUUCCAAUGCUCGGCGACGUUUAUCAAGACGCCGUGCGACACACCGUAUGCCGGGGGGGGGGGGGGGGCGCGGAACGAAACCUUGUGUGCAUGUUGCAAAAAUAACUUGAGGAAGAAAAAAAAAGGCCAAAUGCCAACGUAAGUUUCUGAAUCGGCAUUUCGAAUUUGCUUUUUGCGGGGUGAGGGGUGGGGGGCGUGAAAGGUGGGGGAACUUUGACAAAGCGUACAGACUGCUUUUGAAAAUGUCGAUAUUGAAUGAUGCCCCCUGAGCAAAGUGUAGGCAUAUUCUUUUUCAUAGUUUGGCUCGUGGGUGGUAUAUAAAUUAACAUAGUGAAAUCUAAAACAAUUCAGGUAAUCGGCUGAUACGAGAAAUGUUUUGUUAUCUGUUUAAAGAAAGUUACACGUUGUGGUGUUGGCAUAAUUAUUUUCCUCCAACAGAACCUUGCUUGAAAAUGUACCAUAUUUUUUCGUAGAAAUUAUAGUUUAUGCAUCUGUUCUUCAUCUUGUAAAAUGUACCGUGUACAUUUUAUAUACGUUGCAUUUGUUAAAUGUUGUAUAUAUGUAAAUUACCGUUGUGUUCACGAUAGUUAACCAUUCUCUUUGCAUUUUCUGUAAUUUUCCUUUGCGAGUUAUGUCCAAGUCUUUUUGUUAAACGUAUAGACAAUUGUGCUGCACGUGCUUGCCAGCACUUAAGGUGGUCCAGCCAUGUGAAAUAGCUUUGAACUCAUGUCUUGAAAAACAAAAAUAUGUUUGAGUUAAGGUGACACUGGUGUGUUUACCAAGAUGUACUGCGUGGCAUGUCAGGCAAACCUGUUUGUAACUUAGUAGUCGGAGAUUUUUUUUAUUUAAAACAAUACCACAAAUGCUUUUGAUCUUUAAUCAUGUUCACCUAGUUCUUUGUCAGAGUGCUAAUAAUGUCUUAGAAACUCCAAUACAACUUUUUACAUGUUUUUUUUAGUCCUGUUAACAAAACAUUUUUGUUUGGAAUAAAUUUCAAUGUUUGAAAAAUAAAUCCACAGUUGUG